This is a messenger RNA of Lasiosphaeria miniovina, 1476 nucleotides long. RefSeq names its product GPI transamidase subunit PIG-U. Lineage: Eukaryota; Fungi; Ascomycota; Sordariomycetes; Sordariales; Lasiosphaeriaceae. The coding region runs from base 1 to 1278 and encodes 425 amino acids. Gene Ontology annotation, cellular component: membrane; GPI-anchor transamidase complex. The record is from RefSeq and is a predicted model, not a curated record. The transcript has 3 exons. Gene Ontology annotation, biological process: attachment of GPI anchor to protein.
AUGGACGGCGGCAAGGUAACCCCGGGGAGGACGAUGGCGCUGCUCGCCGGCGCGUCGGUGCUGCGGCUGGCCAUGUUCACGCUCCUGCCGGGCCUGCCCGACCUGCUCGCGGGCCGCGUCGAGAUCUCGACCCCCGUCACCAGCUUCAAGCGCCUGCAAGAGGGCCUCUUCCUCUACAACCACAACGUCUCGCCCUACGACGGCGGCGUCUACCACCAGGCGCCGCUGCUGCUCCCGCUCUUCUCGCUGCUGCCCAGCUUCGCCGCCUUCCCGCUCGCCACCUAUAUGCUCUACAUUGGCGCCGACCUGCUGAGCGCCCGCGCCCUGCUGCGCAUCGCCGGGUCGGGCGAGGCCGGCGAGUCGGCCCUGUUCGCGUCGCCGCGCCGCGAGAAGCGCGCGAGCGGCCUGGUCGUCGCCGCCCUCUUCCUGUUCAACCCCUUCACCAUCGCGUCGUGCGUCGGGCGGUCGACGGGCGUCUUCACGACCUGCGCCAUCCUGCACGCCAUCGCCCGCGCCGUGUCGGGCGCGCCGCUCGGCGCCAUGGUCGCCCUCUCGUUCGCCGCCUACCUGUCCAUGUACCCGCUACUCCUGCUCCCGCCGCUGCUGCUGCUGUGCUACGACCGGCAGCUGUCGAAGCACGCUACGCAGUCCCUGACCCAAUUCGCGACGACGCACCUGGCCGUGGCCGCGGGCGUGCUGGCGGCGCUGUUCUGGAUGUCGUUCCUGGUGGCGGGGUCGUGGGAGUUCCUGCCGUCGACGUACGGCGUGCAGCUGACGCUGUCCGACCUGGCGCCCAACGUGGGGCUGUGGUGGUAUUUUUUUGUUGAGAUGUUCGACUCGUUCCGGUCCUUCUUCCUGGCUGUCUUUUGGCUGCACCUGUCGUGCUACGUGGGCGGGCUCACGGUGCGGCUGCGGCGCCAGCCGCUGGCCGUGCUGACGCUGCUGCUAGGCAUCUUCGCCGUCUUCAAGCCGUACCCGAGCAUCAGCGACACAUCGCUGUUCCUGGCCCUGGUGCCGCUGUACCGCCACGUUGUGCCGCUGAUGCGCUACACCUUCGUCGUUGCCGCCGUCAUCAUGUACGCCACCUUCCUCGGCCCGGCCUUCUACCACCUGUGGAUCUACGCCGGCAGCGGCAACGCCAACUUUUUCUACGCCAUCACGCUGGUUUGGGGGUUGGGCCAGAGCCUGCUGGUGUGCGAUCUGACGUUUGCCGUGCUGCGCGACGAGUGGGAGGUGGAGCGGCCCGAGAUGGUGGGCAAGGAGAUCCGGCAGAUAUGAGCCAGCCCGUAGUCUGCGCGGCUGCACUAUACGCGGCUGCACUAUACGCAGCUGCACUACAACUACACAUGUACAAGUAUCCAAAAGACGAGGUGGUGUCCAACGGUAUCAAAAAUCAUAGCAUUGAGAGGGAAUCUUUGUCUAGCCUUAGCUUAGCCUGUCCGGCCGCUCCAGAACGCCUAUAAGGUGCAACCCAUU